Messenger RNA from Schistocerca gregaria, 342 nucleotides. Its product is annotated as tetranectin-like. The transcript is spliced from 2 exons. Bases 1 to 342 code for a protein of 113 amino acids. The record is from RefSeq and is a predicted model, not a curated record. NCBI's taxonomy places the organism in Eukaryota, Metazoa, Arthropoda, Insecta, Orthoptera, Acrididae.
AUGACGUGGCCGGCGGCCAAGAAGACCUGCGAGGACGAGGGAGCACAGCUGGCAGUGCCACCAGACCAGUAUGCCUUCAAUGGGCUGAGGCGCAUCUUCUCCAGUGUGCAGGGGAUAUGGUACGCCAACAUUGGAGUCACAGAUCAAGUCAGUGAGGGUAUAUUCCUGGAUAUAUAUGGCAGGCACCAAAGAGACAUGGAGUAUCGAGUGUGGAAUCCUGGCGAGCCAAACAACUACGACGGUGGGAACCCCGAAAACUGCCUGGCUUUGUCCUGCAGGAGCUUCUACGACAUGCGCUGCGACCUGGAACUGCCUUUCAUCUGCGAGAUAGCGCCCAUGUAA